GCCUACUAAAAGCUUUGUCUCUUCCUCAGCUUGAAUUAAUGUCACAUCCAUUACAUCAUGGGCGGGUUAAAAGAAGAUAUAGCAUUUGAUCCUCCCUGCCACCCGCGAGCAUGCGCCAUCCAAGCGUGCUUGACCAAGAACUCCUACCAAGAGGAAAAGUGUCAGGCUCAGAUAAACGCAUUGUAUGAAUGCUGCAACGCGUUUUACGAGCAAAAAGGCGACGACGCGAAGACUCCGAGCUGCCCCAAACCCAACCUGCUCAAACUCAAGAUGAAGCAGCGUGGACAAGAAACUUAGCUCUUCGCCUACGUUUUCCUUCUUGUUAUAUAGAUACGACGUACAUACUAGACCUCGCGAGUGAAUAUAUCGAGACCAGACGCUUUGUUUGACUGGUAUCAAGUUGGCGUAUUG
Aspergillus versicolor CBS 583.65 is the source of this 411-nucleotide messenger RNA. RefSeq lists its product as uncharacterized. The transcript has 6 exons. The record is from RefSeq and is a predicted model, not a curated record. Bases 58 to 297 code for a protein of 79 amino acids. NCBI's taxonomy places the organism in Eukaryota, Fungi, Ascomycota, Eurotiomycetes, Eurotiales, Aspergillaceae. Gene Ontology annotation, cellular component: mitochondrial intermembrane space.